This is a messenger RNA of Zymoseptoria tritici IPO323, 1227 nucleotides long. RefSeq lists its product as uncharacterized. NCBI's taxonomy places the organism in Eukaryota, Fungi, Ascomycota, Dothideomycetes, Mycosphaerellales, Mycosphaerellaceae. Gene Ontology annotation, molecular function: protein phosphatase inhibitor activity. Bases 388 to 1227 code for a protein of 279 amino acids. Gene Ontology annotation, biological process: regulation of signal transduction. The transcript is spliced from 2 exons. The record is from RefSeq and is a predicted model, not a curated record.
GUUCUAUGUCAUCGGUCUUGUCUUCUGUCUGUCACCUGAACUCUUCUGAUCAACUGCAAGGCAAUUGAUUACUCUUCCUGUAUUCAGACCUUUCCUCUUGAUCAAAGCAACCAUCCAUUCACCCGCCCGCAAUUCAUCGUAUCCAACGGCGCACGAGUCAACCCCCCACUUGCUCUUCACCCCGCAAAACAAACGACAUCGGCUGCACUCUCGUCUUGCUUGCUAUUGCACAAGCAUUCUCCUCCAUCAGCCGCUCUUGCUCACAUCAUCUCGUCACGCGCCUGCCCUCAGACUGGUCAUUAGGGUAACCGUACGACCGCUGGCAACGUCGCGACACCAUCGACAUCGACAUCACCACAUCCACUCUUCACCACAUCCAUCACCACCAUGGCUCAAACUGCUCCCGCUCAGAAUUCUCCCACCUCCGUACCUAAGAGACCGCGAGGCAUCCUGAAGAACUCUGCCUCGUUCCAGCAGACCUCGCCCGAAACCCGCACAAGUCCACCACCGGUCACCAGCGCCGCUCAAGCCAACGAUGCACCCUCCGACACCACCAACAGACCCGUCAUGCCAUCGCGCGAGCUGUCCGAGAAGGAGAUUACCCUGAUGAACACUGAAAUGAACGCCGGUCCUCAUCGCCGAACAAGCAGCAAUCCGCGUGGAAGUCUGAGCCGUCGCCAGUCGUCGCAAAGUCGCGGCGAUGAGAUGGCUGUCGACAACGAGUCCGAUGGCCAGCGUCUCAAGUGGGAUGAGGCGAAUCUAUAUCUCAAUGAGGGUCAGAUGGGAGGCAAGAUGAAGAUCGACGAACCCAAGACCCCGUUUGCAAAGAAUUACGACCCUGCGGAGGAUGAGGAAGAGAUCUCCACCAUCAAUGCGCAAGAGUUGGCCGUGGACGAGCUGGAGAUGAACAAGCCGCAGCGCAAGGGAUCUGGGUCGCGUGCGAGGGAGAGCGAAAUUCCUGGCCUCGAUCUGGGCGAGCCAGAAAUGGAGGCAUUGACACAGGAAGAGAGCGAUGGAGAACGCCGAGUGCACGUCAACAGCGACUUUGCCAACGAGAAUGGCGGACGUCACGGCGAGGAGAACACGUCAGAGUUGAGUCACGAGGAGCAGGAGAAGCACAAGAAGUUUGAGGAGAUGCGCAAGAAGCACUACGAGAUGAAGAAUAUCAAGUCAUUGCUUGGCCACCCUGAAGAGCUUGACGCCCUUGACGAUGAAGAGGAGAAGUGA